Molecule: messenger RNA, 1842 nt
Organism: Aspergillus chevalieri
Lineage: Eukaryota; Fungi; Ascomycota; Eurotiomycetes; Eurotiales; Aspergillaceae
Product: potassium transporter
Exons: 2
Coding region: 1-1842 (613 amino acids)
Biological process (GO): potassium ion import across plasma membrane; intracellular potassium ion homeostasis
Cellular component (GO): plasma membrane
Molecular function (GO): high-affinity potassium ion transmembrane transporter activity
Source: RefSeq, a predicted model, not a curated record
AUGCCCCUCUGGCAAAGGGGACACACGCAUACUUUUAUCACAGCUCAUUACAGCUAUGCUAUUACUUGGAUUGCUGUAGCAUCCAUUUUUCUCUACAUCCCCGGAGGCCUACGCUACAUUGAUGCUCUCCUCCUCGCCUCGGGAGCUGCCACGCAGAGCGGGCAGAACCCCGUGGACUUGAACAGUUUGGGUAUCUGGCAACAGGUGAUACUGUGGAUGGUGGCGAUGGUCACGAAUGUGGUUUUCGUGAAUUCCUUGCUUGUGUUGGUGCGGUUGUCGUGGUUUCGGAGGAGGCUGAGAACUGUAGCUGGGGAGGUUAAGGCUGUUGUUCGGGGAAGGGAUAGGGGUGGGUAUAGAGCCUACGGGACAAUUACGAAAAGUAAUACGCCAGACGGAAGAAUUGCGAUACAAGAGGCAAAUGUAUAUGGCGGCGAGAGCGAACCCCAACCCAUCAAUCAUAUCGCCGCCAGCUCUGCAAGGCCGCGUAUCACCUUUGACGUCGCAGCAUCUCAGCGAGAGCAAUUGCAUCAAAAAGCAAUCUCGUCUCUACCACCGUUUAUGUGGCAUCCAUCUAUCGCCAGUUACUCGGACUGGGACGAGACGCAGAAGGAUGAACUAGGUGGAACUGAGUAUCGGGCAUUGAAGACGUUAUUCUUCAUCCUCCUGGGAUAUUUUAUCAUCUUUCACGUUCUUGGGGCUGUUUCGCUACUAUGCGUGAUUUCAUAUCGCCCCGCGUAUGGCCAUGUCGUUGAUGAAAUCGGAGCCCCGAAGGCCUGGUGGGCCGUUUUCACGGCAAGUUCGGCGUUUAAUGAUGUGGGAUUCACACUGACACCGAACUCGAUGGCGUCGUUCAACAAAGUCCCGCUGCUUCUUUUGGUCAUGACAUUCUUGAUUGUUGUCGGGAAUACGGGGUUCCCGUGUAUGUUACGGUUGAUCAUUUGGAUGCUGGGAAAGAUUACGGAUGAGACGAGUGGACGGCGUGAAGAGUUGGAAUUUCUUUUGAGACACCCUCGUAGAUGCUUUACGCUCUUGUUUCCUGAACCGGAUACAUGGCGACUGCUAGGGGUUCUAUUGGUGCUGAACGCCGUUGAUUUGGCCAUCUUUCUUCUCCUGGAUAAGCAACCAUCCUACAACCUUCACGACGACAAAGGAUACACCUGGCUCAUCAAUGGGCUAUUCCAGGUCGCAUCUACGCGAACAGCAGGGUUCACAAUUACCUCACUCGCAGACCUCCACCCAGCAGUACAAAUCUCCUUCGUCGUCAUGAUGUACAUCUCCGCAUUCCCCACCACGAUCGCCAUGCGCAAGACAAACGUCUACGAGGAGAAGAGUCUAGCCAUUUACUCAGACGCGGAAUCUGUUCUGACAGAUAACGACCAAGGAGAGCAAAUUAGACGAAACGACCUUUGGUACCAUAUCCAGAAACAGCUCAGUUUUGAUCUGUGGUAUAUCGUCCUGGGGACGUUCCUUAUUGCGCUCGCGGAAAGCGAUCACUUUCCGUUAUUCUCGGUUUUGUUUGAAGUGGUCUCAGCAUACGGCACUGUGGGCUUGUCACUGGGAUACGCAUGGACGGAAUCGAGUCUGUGUUCGCAGUUCCGGGGAGUGUCGAAGAUGGUGAUUUUGGCUAUGCAGGUCCGUGGAAGACAUCGGGGACUGCCGUAUGCGUUGGAUCAUGCUGUUAUGUUGCCGUAUGAGUUGCGGCAGCACGAGGAUGGUGAUGAAGAUGAGGAGGGCGAUGGAUCAGGAUGGAGAAGGUGGAUUCGUCGACGGAGGUCAGAUCUGAGUAGUCUUUUGUCUGUCACAGAUACGGAAGAGAAUGAACGAGAGCCGCUUCUGGCCUGA